GAGCAUUAAGGCUGCAUGCACUAAGGGAAGGGGCUCAGGAGACCGGGGACCUGCUCCGACCUGGCUUGCAGUUGUCAGCGAGGCACAAGACCGUGGUCUUUAGCGCAGGAUAGAUCAGACGAGUGCCCCUCGCGAUCACAUAGAAUCCAGUGAGCCGUAGCGCGGCAAGAGGAAGCAGGAGAAUCACAGAAUCACUGAUUGGACUUCCUGGAACUCAGGGUAUGGAUAAAUUGGGACAGAUCAUCAAGUUAGGCUACCUCAUCUAUGAACAGUGUGAAAAGAUGAAAUACUGCCGGAAACAGUGCCAGCGUCUAGGAAGCCGAGUGCGCGGCAUGCUACAGCCUCUCCAGAGGCUCCAGGCCCAAGGAAAGAAACUGCCCAAUGACAUUACUGCUGCCAUGGGCCGCUUUGAGGAAGUCCUGAAGGAGGCAAACCAGCAGAUAGAAAAGUUCAGCAAGAAGUCCAAUAUCUGGAAGUUUGUAACUGUGGGCAAUGAUAAGAUCCUCUUCCAUGAAGUGAAUGAGAAGCUGAGAGACGUCUGGGAGGAGCUCUCGCUGCUGCUUCAGGUUGAUCAAUGGAAGCCCGUUUCAGGCGUCAGCCAACAAGCAUCCUGGCAGCAGGAGGAUCAACAGGAUGCAGCAGAAGACGGAAAUGAAAACAUAAAAGUUAUUUUGAUGCAGUUGCAAAUUGGCAUGGAAGAAAUCAACAAAACCCUGAAGCAGUGCUUACUAAAACCCGCAUGGGAGAUGCCACAAGAUCUCCAAGUCAAGGAGAUUCCAAAAGAACAUCUUGGACCUCCAUGGACCAAACUGCAGACAAAUAAAAUGAGUACAAUUUAUAAAGGAGAGUAUCACAGAUCUCCAGUCACCAUCAAAGUAUUCAACAACCCCCAGGCUGAAAGUGUUGGAAUAGUGAGACUCACUUUCAAUGAGGAGAUCAAAACCAUGAAGAAAUUCGAUUCUCCCAACAUCUUACGUAUAUUUGGGAUUUGCAUCGAUCAAACAGUGAAGCCCCCUGAGUUCUCCAUUGUCAUGGAGUACUGUGAACUUGGAACCCUGCGGGAACUGCUGGAUAGAGAAAGGGACCUCACAAUGAGUGUGCGCAGCCUCCUAGCCCUGAGGGCAGCCAGAGGCUUGUACAGGUUACACCACUCAGGAACACUCCACAGAAACAUCAGAAGCUCCAGCUUCCUGGUAGCCGGAGGCUACCAAGUAAAGCUUGCAGGGUUUGAGUUAAGCAAAACACAGACUUCCAUCAGCCGGGUGACAAAGAACAUUAAAGCAGAGAGAUUCAGUUCGACAGCGUAUGUCUCCCCUGAGAGACUGAAAGAUCCAUAUUGCGAAUAUGUUAUAAAUGUUGAAAUAUACAGUUUUGGAAUUGUUCUCUGGGAAAUCGCCACUGGAAAGAUCCCAUUUGAAGGCUGUGAUUCUAAGAAGAUCUAUGAGCUGGUGGUUGAAGAAAAGAAGCAGGAGCCACUGGGUCAGGAUUGCCCUGAGCUGUUACGGGAGAUCAUUAAUGAAUGCCGGGCCCAGGAACCCUCCCAACGGCCCUCUUUGGAUGGAAUCUUGGAGAGACUGUCUACAGUUGAAGAAUCCAUGGACAAGAAGCCCUAAGAGGGACAAACUGGACAUUUGUCCUUCAUGUCUGUUAACAGUAUCAACUUAUUGCUGGGUGCAAAAAUCUUUCUUCCUUGCUUGCUUGCUUUUUUUUUUUCUGUCUUUCUUUUUCUUGAGAUGGGAUUUCACCAUGUAGCCCCUGCAAGCCUGGAACUUGCUAUGAGGAACAGGCUGACCCAAAUGCAAAGAAAUCUUCUAGUUUUUGCCUCCUGGAUGCUAGGAUUAAGGGCAUAGACCACCAAACCUGUCAAAGUUCUUAUUUGUUACAAAUAGAAAACAAUUCCAUGGGACUGGAGACAUGGGUCUGUGGUUAAGAGCACUGGCUGUUCUUCCA
This is a messenger RNA of Arvicanthis niloticus (Nile rat), 1950 nucleotides long. RefSeq names its product mixed lineage kinase domain like pseudokinase (gene Mlkl). The record is from RefSeq and is a predicted model, not a curated record. NCBI's taxonomy places the organism in Eukaryota, Metazoa, Chordata, Mammalia, Rodentia, Muridae. Gene Ontology annotation, biological process: cell surface receptor signaling pathway; protein phosphorylation; necroptotic signaling pathway. Gene Ontology annotation, molecular function: protein kinase activity; ATP binding.